GUUGCUAACCUCGAUUCUGGCGUCGGUGUGUAUGCCCCUGAUGCCGAAUCUUACAGUACGUUCAAGCCACUUUUCGAUCCAAUCAUUGAGGAGUACCACAACGGAUUCGGACCGAACCAAAAACAACCAGACACCGAUCUUGGAGAAGGGAAGACCAGUUCGCUUUUGGAUUUGGAUCCGGAAGGAAAUUACAUCAAUUCAACGCGAAUACGAUGUGGACGCUCACUGCAGGGAUACCCCUUUAAUCCCUGUCUUACGGAAGAAAAUUAUAAGGAAAUGGAAGCUAAGAUGCAAAAGGUGCUUUCCGAAGUAACAGAUCCAGAGCUGAAGGGAACGUAUUAUCCACUGACUGGCAUGACUAAAGAAGUGCAGAAGCAGCUGAUCGAGGACCACUUCUUGUUCAAGGAAGGUGACAGGUUCUUAAAAGCUGCCAACGCUUGUCGAUUCUGGCCAACCGGAAGAGGCAUAUAUCAUAACGAUAAGAAAACGUUCCUCAUAUGGGUGAACGAGGAGGACCAUCUGCGCAUAAUAUCCAUGCAAAAAGGUGGUAAUGUUGGAGAGGUACUGGGACGACUUAUUAAGGGUUUGAAAAUUAUCGAGAGAAGUCUUCCAUUCUCGAGAGAUCCACGACUUGGCUGGCUCACUUUCUGCCCAACAAAUCUUGGCACUACAGUACGAGCAUCAGUUCAUAUUCGUCUGCCAAAAAUUAGUGCAAAACCAGAUUUCAAGAAAAUCUGCGAUGAACUGAAGCUUCAGAUACGCGGUAUUCACGGUGAACAUUCUGAGUCAGCGGGUGGCGUUUACGACAUAUCAAACAAAGCUCGCCUUGGUCUCACCGAAUAUGAAGCAGUGAAACAGAUGUAUGACGGUGUAAAACAGCUCAUCGAACUCGAAAAGAAAGCUGCCUAG
Messenger RNA from Gongylonema pulchrum, 909 nucleotides. The record is from the annotation of a GenBank genome assembly. Lineage: Eukaryota; Metazoa; Nematoda; Chromadorea; Rhabditida; Gongylonematidae.